CCGUCGCGCACAGCGUCCACACCCUUUUUGCGGUCUUUUUUUCCUGGCUUUGGCUUUCGUUUACAGAUCUGCUCAACAUGGCCUCGAACCCGGCUAUUCAGAAUCUUGUCGUCUCCUUGGUCGUAAUGCAAUUGGCACGGAAAGUGCCCUUUGAAGACCCGCAGAUACUGACAUACGUGCGGAUUGGAUACGUCGUCAGUCAGGCGAUCAUCCUCGGGACGUACUAUUACACGUCGAUGAAGAUCAAGUCGAAAAAUGAUCAGACCGUCCUGAAAUAUGUGGAGCCACCAAGUCCAAUGGCCCAAGGCAGUGGGGAACUGAAGACUACGACUGUGCGCGACUAUGAUUUGGGACAAACCAGCCAAGCUCUGCGCGGCGCUCUCUUCUCCGUCGCUAUGAUGUGCUUCCUGCACCUGUACCUCAAAUACACUCAACCCCUGUUUAUCCAGGCCAUUAUGGGUAUCAAGAACCUGUACGACGCCAAGGUCGUGCAGAUCCACGUCCUCGGCAAGCCGGCUGAAGGUGACUUGAAGCGGCCCUUCAAAGCUGCUGGUGGGAUGUUCGGUGCCGGAGAGCCUGCUACGGAUAAUGCGUCCAUUGCGGAGGCCGAAAAGAAAGUCAACACGAAGAAGGACGAAUGAGCAUGUCGUCAACGUUUUGAUCUAUCGGAUUUUCCUUUGUAGAGAUAUCACCUGUAUAGGGCACAAAAAUGCUAGACUCUGUCUCCGGUCUACCCGCGUCGAGGACGUGGGUUUCGGAGGUCCAUGUCC
This is a messenger RNA of Gloeophyllum trabeum ATCC 11539, 770 nucleotides long. RefSeq names its product inorganic phosphate transporter. Gene Ontology annotation, biological process: protein targeting to ER. The transcript is spliced from 7 exons. NCBI's taxonomy places the organism in Eukaryota, Fungi, Basidiomycota, Agaricomycetes, Gloeophyllales, Gloeophyllaceae. The coding region runs from base 78 to 641 and encodes 187 amino acids. Gene Ontology annotation, cellular component: mitochondrion; endoplasmic reticulum. The record is from RefSeq and is a predicted model, not a curated record.